UAGGUCACAGUGGAUACCUUCGUACUCCUUCCCAGGACACACAGUUGGGGUAAAGGACUCAACGAGACACAGUCCAAGUUACAGUUACAGUUUUACAGUUUCCAGAUUGUACGAGAAAGGACGCAGCCCCUUGAAGGCUCGCAGGAAAGUAGCAGAACCAUUAACUGAAUACCAAAGGGAGACUUAACUGCUACAUUUCACGCUUUCUGAGUCCAGUGAAGUUAACAAGAAGCCACCAUGAAGCUGAAGUUUCCAAACCCAGGACUGGAUGAGCGGAUCCCCUCUCAUGGGGACCUGGAGAAGAUGGAGAAGGAGGAGGCAGGGGACAGACCCAAAUGGGACAACAAAGCCCAGUAUCUGCUCACCUGUGUGGGCUUCUGUGUGGGACUUGGCAACGUCUGGAGGUUCCCUUACCUGUGUCAAAGCCACGGAGGAGGAGCAUUCAUGAUCCCAUUCCUUAUCCUGCUGGUACUGGAGGGAAUCCCACUGCUGCACCUGGAGUUUGCUAUCGGUCAACGCCUGAGGAAAGGCAGCGUAGGAGUGUGGAGAUCAAUCAGUCCAUACCUGAUUGGAGUCGGUGUAGCAUCCAUGCUUGCUUCAUUUCUGGUGGGGAUGUACUACAACACCAUCAUGGCCUGGAUCAUGUGGUAUCUUUUCAACUCCUUUCAAGAUCCUCUGCCUUGGAGCCAAUGUCCUCUCAAUGCUAACGGGACAGGUGUGGUGGAGGAGUGUGCUCGGAGCAGCACUGUUGACUACUUCUGGUACAGAGAGACUCUGAACACUUCAACAGCUAUCGAUGAGUCUGGAGGUCUUCAGUGGUGGAUGGUGCUAGUCCUGCUGGGCGCAUGGACUCUGCUCUAUGUCUGCUGCAUCCGGGGCAUCGAGACCACUGGAAAGGCUGUGUACAUCACCUCCACUCUGCCAUACUUGGUCCUCACCAUCUUCCUCAUCAGAGGACUGACUCUGAAAGGAUCUGUUGAGGGAAUCAAGUUCCUCUUCACUCCAGAUGUGAAUGAGCUGAUGAAUCCAUCAACCUGGCUGGACGCAGGUGCUCAAGUUUUCUACUCCUUCUCUCUGGCCUUUGGAGGUCUCAUCUCUUUCUCCAGUUACAACCCUAUUCACAACAACUGUGAGCAGGACGCUGUUCUCAUCUCCAUCAUCAAUGGCUGCACCUCAGUGUACUCUGCGACUGUUAUCUACUCCAUCAUUGGCUUCAGGGCCACGCAAAAAUAUGACGACUGCACAGCAGACAACAUCUUGAUGCUGAUGAAUGCCUUUAACUAUCCUGAAGACAGCAUCACAGAAAGCAACUACGAUGAGGUUCUGACCCACCUCAACCAGACAAAUCCAGCUGUCAUUCAAGGAUUACAAUUGGAGGCCUGUGACAUGCAGGUUUUCCUCAAACAGGGCGUUGAAGGAACAGGUCUAGCCUUCAUCGUGUUCACAGAGGCCAUCAUCAAAAUGCCCUUUUCUCCUUUGUGGGCCGUCCUUUUCUUCAUCAUGCUCUUCUGCCUCGGCCUCUCAACUAUGUUUGGGAACAUAGAGGGAGUGGUGGUUCCUUUGCAGGACCUCAACUUGCUGCCCAAAACAUGGCCCAAAGAAGUUUUCUGUGGUCUGACUUGCUUAGUCUCUUUCGCUCUCGGGCUUAUCUUUACUCAGCGCUCUGGAAACUAUUGGCUCGCUCUUUUUGACAACUUUGCUGGUUCUAUCCCCCUAUUGGUCAUCGGAUUGAGUGAAAUGAUCGCUGUUAUUUACAUCUAUGGCAUGGAUAGGUUUAACAAGGACAUUGAGUUUAUGAUUGGUCACAAGCCCAACAUCUUCUGGCAGCUGACAUGGAGACUGAUCAGUCCACUCAUUAUGAUCGUCAUCCUGGUUUUCUACUUUGUAACCCAAGUUACCAAGAAUCUCACCUACUUGGUGUGGGACCUGGAGGCGGAGAACUUUCCCACCCUCGAGCCGCGUCCGUAUCCUUCCUGGAUCUAUGUCAUCAUCGUCAUCCUGGCUGGAAUUCCCAGUUUAUCCGUCCCAGGAUUCGCCCUCUUCAGAUUCAUUCAGAACAAAUGCUGCAAGCAGAACGACAGAGAUGAUGCAGUGGACACUAUCUCUGCCAAAGUAGAAAUGAGUAACAAAAUUAAGUUUUAGAUAGCUUUUCCUUAUAUUUCAUAGCAAAAUAUUUCAUAGAAAAUAAAUACAGACUUGUUUUAUUGUUUGUAUGUUAUGCUUAUGUCAUUUUUCUUCCUAAUACCCUGUACAAUGACAGAAGCGCACAAAAUAAUGUAAAAUAAUGUGAUUUUGGAGAAGACAGUGAUUGUUGCUUGCUUUUCAUACUAUUGAGAGAUUAGAAUUAUGCUGUGUCAUGUUUUCACAUGUAGGUUUACGUUGUACAUUAAAGUAAUGGUGUUUUUGGGAAA
Epinephelus lanceolatus (giant grouper) is the source of this 2411-nucleotide messenger RNA. RefSeq names its product sodium-dependent neutral amino acid transporter B(0)AT1-like. NCBI's taxonomy places the organism in Eukaryota, Metazoa, Chordata, Actinopteri, Perciformes, Serranidae. Gene Ontology annotation, cellular component: apical plasma membrane; brush border membrane; plasma membrane. The record is from RefSeq and is a predicted model, not a curated record. Gene Ontology annotation, biological process: neutral amino acid transport; sodium ion transmembrane transport; nitrogen compound transport. Gene Ontology annotation, molecular function: neutral L-amino acid transmembrane transporter activity.